Molecule: messenger RNA, 3745 nt
Organism: Linum trigynum
Lineage: Eukaryota; Viridiplantae; Streptophyta; Magnoliopsida; Malpighiales; Linaceae
Source: the annotation of a GenBank genome assembly
CACCAUUCAACUUUUACAAAACAAUAAUAAGAAUAUAAUUUUAUUUAUUAUAUUUUUCGAUACAUUAUUCUUAAAAAGAAUAAUACCAACAUAAUUUUCCGUAAUACAUUAAUACAUCUAUUUGAAUACUUUGAAAAAUACAAGUAUGGCAUCCUACAAGAUCUACACAAUCCCCUUACUUUGUUCAUUAAGAACUUGAAGUAUAAGGUCAUCAAUCUUCAACUAUUCAUGCUUCAAAACUUCAUUGGAAUUUGCUGCUCGAACAACAACGUUGAAACCAUUACCCAAUAUCUCAAAACUCUGAAUUCCUUCCCCUAAGUGGCUAGAUCAACUGCCAUCGCCGUUUCUCAUAGCCAUCGAUCGCCACGUUCCUUGAUCCUUGGAAGCUGCACUCCUCGAUCAACUGCUGGAGCAAGCCAGGCGUCUCGUCUAAAUCAUUUAUGGACCAAACAACGAUCUUGGUGAAGGACGGUUAUGAAGGAGCGCGGCCAGGGGUUGGUCGAUUUUGAUGGAUAUAGAUAAUAGAUCUGGGCAAGGCGGAUGAUGGAUCUGGCUAAAUUCGAAAAAAUAAAUUUGAGAAAGAAAACUAAUAAUCAAACCAAAUCAUCUGUGAAAUACCUUCCACAUCUUCGAUUGGUGCCUGCCGCUCUCGCUUGUUGCGACGAUUAAGGAGAUGGCAACAACAAUGAAAUCCGAAAACGCACAGAAGAAAGAUCCGAUCAGUUAGCCGAUAAUAAACUGAAUCAUAGACACCAAAAUGAUAUUUACUUGGAAAAUCCCAAGGUUCAUGCUUAUAGAGAUCGAUUCAGCGGUAAUCAGAACAAAACUCGACUGGGAGGCGCACUUCAAUCUUCAAUGUCGUCGUCUCUCGAAUCAAAGGCCUUGUCAAUAUCUUGGAAGGUUGAGAUGAUAGUUGUUCAAAUGGACAGUCGCGGGUUGAAGGCUAUAUCGGGAAGAGUAGCUAGAGAUGUUGGCGGUUUGAGGGAGAUGAAACGACGGCGACGGGUGCAAAGAUAAGGUCGUAAUUAAGGGGAGUGCAAGCUGCAGGGAUGGGGUUUCUCCAUAUUAAUUUGUUUAAUUAUAGGUUUUUUGUUCUCAAAGUAUUUUUGGAAAUUUAAUACUUUUUUUAAUAGACGAUGGGAUAAGUGUAACCGGGUAAUUCAACGGAAAAUUAGGAGUGGAUUUUUUUAAAACUUAUUUAAGGGGCAAAUUCCUUUCCUCGUUAGAAGACAAAUGCUUUUUUUCUCUCACAAAAAAACACAAAUGUUUUUUUAAUAAUACCACAGGAAGUGCAAUUGCUGGGCAUCUCUUUGCACCAAAAAAAAAAAAAAAAAUUGCUCGGCAUCUCCAUUUUAAAGCUAUCAGAAUGCAAGGAUAAAUUCGGAGAAAAAUCAUUUAAAUAAUAAAAUAAAAUAUAUUAAGACGAUUAAUAUAUUAAAUACAAUAUAUUAAGAAGAAAAUCAAACUCUAGUAUUUGGUUAGGGUGUUUAAAACAUUUUAUUUGUCUCUAAAGAUUAUUAGAUUUGUGUCUAUAGAGCAUAAUUAUAAAAAUGCAUUUAUAUUCGUCUCUAAAUACUAUUAAAUUUGUGUCUACAUAACAAAACUAUAGGAGGCAUUUUUAUUUGUCUCUAGAUACUAUCAUAUUUGCGUCUAUAUGAUAUAGAUAUUUGGGACAUUUGUAUUUGCUUCUAAAGAUAAUUAAAUAUUUUUUUAUAUUUCCCACUUGCUAUUGUGGAUGGUCUGAUUGAGCUCGGCUAGUGUUUUGCCAUGCGUUUGAUAGUAUUAUGAAGAAGGAAUUAAAAAAAAAAAUACGAGAACAUUCCUGGAGAUAUGUGGGGAGUAGAGGUGGCAAUUCUCAAUCCAAUCCACGAAUCCAAUCCAUUCAUUUGAUUCAAAUCCAAUUGGAUUGGUGAAUUCAUGGAUUGGAUCCAUGGAUCAUUGGCAAAUUAGUUUAGUACCUAUAAUUUUUAUUUUUUACAUUUUGGUACCUAAAAAAUUUCAUUACAACAUUUUAGUACAUAAACCUUUUGCAUUUUACAUAUUGGUCCUUGGUUGAAGAUGUCAUUUGGAUUCAUGGAUAAUCCACAAUCCACCAAUUCAUUGGAUCCAAUCCAUUUGAUCUAUUGAUCCACCAAUCCAAUUCAUUUGCCACCUCUAGCGGGAGCUUAAAACUUGCUCUACGACAUAUUCCAUGCCGAUUACCUUUCCUUCUAUGCAUGUACAUUUUAGAUACUUAAGUAUAGAACUGUAGAUUGGUUCAUUUGCAUGAUUGUGCAUGAAAUGUCAAUUUGCUGAGAGAUAAGAUAAUACCGUAAUGAUUUGGAGAAAUUAUUCCUUCUCGCUAAAAUUUGAACCAGAUAACGACUCCACUAAAGUUCAAGGCCCGGUACGAUUGGGCUUUUAUCGGAUGGAGAGCAAAGCAUCAGCCCAUCAUCCCAGCCCGCUAACCAUUCUCUCGUACAUCAACCGAUUAAGCUGCUCCUACAAGUUCGUUGAUCGGAAUUUGCCUCCAUUUAUGGAACACUAAUGUUGAGUACUGGAUCAAUCGCUGUCGAAUCGAUGACAUAGUUCUUCUCCUAGUUCUUCGAUCUUCAGACAUUGUUCGCCUUCCAGUGUGAUUCUUAAGCAGCGGGGAUCACCUUCUCUCUUCAUCAAUGGCGGACUUCCUACGCUUCCUCCUUUUCAUCGCCCUCACCGGUGUGCACUUCAACUGUUUCGCCGAGAGCCGGAAGGAGUUGAGGGGUAAGGCGGAUUUCAACCAUGAAAUUGUCAUUCAGUUAAGAAGCUCCACGCCAUUGAAUAGGGUUGAUCCAUCACGCGUUAUUUCGCUGUCUUGGCGACCAAGGGUGUUCCUAUAUCAAGGCUUUCUGACAGAUGAGGAAUGUGAUCAUCUUAUUUAUUUGGCACAAGAUCCUAAAGUGGGUAUUGCGGGAAAUGGUGAUAAUUCCAGGCAGACAGUGAAGAAGAGGAUGUUGGCUAGUACAAAGCUUCUUCCAGAUACAGAUGACAAUGUUAUAACAAGGAUUGAGGAAAGAGUUGCAGCAUGGACUUUGCUUCCUAGUGAUAACGGGCAGUCGUUACAGGUCGCACAGUAUGGAGUCGAAGAGCACACCGCUCAGAACCUUAGUUACUUCAGCAACCAAUCCUUAUCGACCUCAAAUGAGGCUCUGGUAGCCACUCUUGUGUUCUAUCUCUCAAAUGUGACUCAUGGUGGGCAAAUUCUCUUCCCUAACUCAGAGGACAAGAGCAAGAUAUGGACCGAUUGCACAAAGAGCAGCGAGAUUCUUAGACCGAUAAAAGGGAAUGCGAUGCUGUUCUUCAAUCUUCACCUCAACACUUCCCCUGACCCGAGCAGCUUCCACUCUAGGUGCCCAGUCCAGGAAUCUGAAAUGUGGGUCGCCACCAAAUUCUUCUUCCUUAGGCCCACCAUUGCCGGGAACCCUCCGCCUUAUCAAUCGGGUAGCAGCAGCGAUGAAUGUUCCGACGAGGACGAUAACUGCCCCGCAUGGGCCACUUCAGGAGAAUGCGAGAAGAAUCCGGUUUACAUGAUUGGUUCUGAUGACUACUUUGGAACUUGUCGGAAGAGUUGUAAAGCCUGCUGAACUAAUCUAUAGCUAGUUUGAUGGUAAGAUAUAAGUCUUACCAAUCUGAUUGUGGAAUGCCCGACUGUUCUCGAGCUUAAAUUAGAUAUAAUCAGCGGAAAUCCGAGCUUUUCAGAAGUAGCUAAUCAAGCAAAGUGAUCAAA